Ostrinia nubilalis (European corn borer) is the source of this 765-nucleotide messenger RNA. RefSeq names its product probable maleylacetoacetate isomerase 1 (gene GSTz2). Gene Ontology annotation, molecular function: maleylacetoacetate isomerase activity; glutathione transferase activity. Gene Ontology annotation, cellular component: cytoplasm. NCBI's taxonomy places the organism in Eukaryota, Metazoa, Arthropoda, Insecta, Lepidoptera, Crambidae. The transcript is spliced from 5 exons. Bases 95 to 724 code for a protein of 209 amino acids. Gene Ontology annotation, biological process: glutathione metabolic process; L-phenylalanine catabolic process. The record is from RefSeq and is a predicted model, not a curated record.
ACUCGUAUGACAGCUAACCUUAACCUUGGAACUGAUAUGUUUAUUGUUUCUUUUAUCUUAAAAACACUCUGGUUAGUGGAAUAAACACAGCAAUAUGGCGGCCGACCAAAUCAUCCUCUACGGCUACCGUCUCUCCUCUUGCACAUGGCGCGUGAGGGCAGCUCUGAACUUCAAGCGCAUUCCCUUCGAAGAGCGGAAGGUGGACAUCGUGAAAGCGCAGGAACAACUCACAGAGAAGUACCGCGCCAUCAACCCGGCGCAAAAGGUGCCUGCACUGGUUAUAGAUGGAGCAACCUUAGUGGAAUCUAUGGCGAUUAUUGAUUACUUGGAAGAUACGCGGCCAGGUCCUAAGUUGACACCAGAAUCACCGCUAGCCAAAGCUCGUAUGCGAGAGAUAUGUGAGAUUAUCGUGUCAGGAAUCCAGCCGCUUCAGAACUUUGGACUGAAGCUACAAUUUAAUACCGAAGAGCAGUACUUGAAGUUCUCCCGACACCACUGUGAGCGCGGACUGCAAACUCUUGAAGAACUACUAAAGAAAAGCUCUGGGAGCUACUGCGUUGGAGACCAGCUCACGGUGGCUGAUUUGUGUCUUGUGCCACAGUUAUUUAACAUCACAACAAGAUUGGGAAUGACAAUCGGCAAGUAUCCAACAUUGUCUGCGCUCUUCGCCAAAUUGCUAGCUGAACCAGUUUUCAAAGAAACUCAUCCGAAAUCGAAGCAAUAGAUAAAUCUUGUACCAAAACUUUGUUUUUAAGUCUAAUACAG